Benincasa hispida (wax gourd) is the source of this 2110-nucleotide messenger RNA. RefSeq names its product histone-lysine N-methyltransferase ATXR3-like protein. Gene Ontology annotation, biological process: protein import into chloroplast stroma. The record is from RefSeq and is a predicted model, not a curated record. NCBI's taxonomy places the organism in Eukaryota, Viridiplantae, Streptophyta, Magnoliopsida, Cucurbitales, Cucurbitaceae. Gene Ontology annotation, cellular component: chloroplast inner membrane.
GACCCGAUUGCAGUGUGUCUAUCCACUCGCCUCCAUCACUCUUCGUCUUGUUCCCCGACUCCUCCGCCAGACCUCCAUUUUCAGUCAGGUCGAGCAGCUUCUGCUUCAGUCCGAAACCCUACUCGAAUCGCCUGAAGUCUCAGCAUUUUCCCAUCUGACUGGCCUUCUUGAAGCCAGAGGUCUGUCUCAGUUAUGGCGUCAAUCAACUUCAACCCCUUUGAAAAUUGGUUCUCCAGGCGUCCUAAUCCCAUUCCUUCCCACAAUCUCAUCGCAUUUAGAGACUCGUUGUCUCAAAAAUCCUCACCGUCCCCAAAUUUUGCUUCAAGAAGCCUCUCAAACGUCUUCAAGAAGCGGCAGAAACCAGAGAAAGCAUCCGAUGAACCGGGGUAUUACGGAAAAAUGCUAGAACAGUUCUACUGGGAAUGCGAAAAUUUACCCGACUACAGGCACGCCCCCGAGGUUGAGAAAAUAUUGAGCGAAGAUCCUGUUUUCGAGAACAAAGAGAAUCCUACCCAAGAGGAGCUCGAAAAGAACGAGAAGCUCUGGAAAGGGAUUCGAGAUAGCCCUGUUGUGAAAUUUCUGGAACGUGCAGAGGAAAUUGCAGCCAAGUACAAUGAACUGGAGCUCAAAGAAAACGAGAAUCCAUACAGAGAUGAGGACAAGAAGCUGUGGAGGGCAAUUCCUCAUGUUCCUGGUCUUGAUGGGCGGCCUAUGCCGAGGAAAGCAAUAAAGACGAAAAGAGAAUCCGAUGACAAGUUUUGGGAUUUUGCGAGACAGUUCUUUUUUGGGCUCUGGGGCUUCCGGCAAAGACCUUAUCCACCUGGUCGCCCGAUUGAUGUUGCUCAGGCCAUUGGGUACAAGCGCCUAGAGAAGCGGUACUAUGAUUUUAUAAUGAGGAGCGGAGGUUGGUACUAUAAGGAUCGGUUAGGUCGUACUCGGGGACCAUUGGAACUAAUUACUCUGAAAACAGCCUGGGGAGGUGGGAUUAUUGACAAGGAUACAUUUAUCUGGGGGGAGGACAUGGACGAAUGGGCACCAAUUCACAUGGUUUACGGAUUGGAGCGUGCAAUUGCCACUUGGGAAGUUAGACUCGGUGCUGCUGCCACUGCUUUUCUUCACAAGUUGCAGAAAGGUAUACCUCCAUGGGUUCCUCUUAAGGGACAAGAGAAGAAAACCUACAAGCAACUGCAACAAGAAGCCUUAGAGAGCAAGAGACGAGAUCUAGCAGUAUUAGCAGCUAAUGACGGUGUUUGGCCUGGCGUUAGAAUCCCUAGCCAUGCGCUUUUUCUCUGGGCUAGUGGAUCUGAGCUGACAUCUACUUUGGAGGCAGAUCACAUGCCAAACAAGUACAUCCCUAGGGAUCUAAGGUAUAAAUUAGCUAAAAUUAUACCCGGGUUAAGACCAUGGGAGGUUCUAAGCGUGGAGCAAGCAAUGGAACAGAUAACAUAUAAUGGCGAAUGGCAUCGUGAACCUCUUGGGACAUACACGACAGGUCCUCCAUACAUCAGGCAUUGGAAUAAAGAUGUCAAGAGAAUGUUCAGGACAUUCUUCAGUCUGAGCACUAGAGUUUACAAUAAAAUGGAGCGGACAAUUCCUGGUUUCAGUAAAAUAAUGGAGAAGGUUCAGGGCGAUGCUGCUGCCAGAAAUGCUAGGCGGAAGGAGAGGAGGGAGGCAAUGAAGAGAGCUGAAUUCGAGAGAAAAAUCUUUGGCGAAGUCAGAAACGAUCGAUAGAUUAUCGUUCUCUAACAGCAUUGCAAUGCAACGAUUAAGGGAAUGAUUUCCAGAAAAAAUCUAAUUCUUGUGUAAACUUGAUUGUAGUUUUCACAUGUAGUGAGUGGCCUUCCUCUUCUGAAUAGGAUUGGAAGCUCAGAUCCUUACCGGCAAAAAAAAAAAAAAAAAAAAAACACCAAUUUUGGGGUCCUUUUGUAACAUUUGAGUAGUAUUUUCAAGGAUAUAUGUAAAGUAAAUCAUCAGUAGUUUCACAUAAAGACGAUGGGUAUUGAGUUUGCACAAAAUGCUUUGGAUAGCUGAAAAUCUCAGACUGAUUUGCAUACCAUGAUGCGAAGUGGUCAUCUAAUAUUUCAAGCUUCAUGGGCAAUUAACUUGUAAA